ACAACCGUUUCCUUCAGGAAUUGGACAGUAAAUUCACACCACUAUUAUGGCGUUGCUGUUACUUAGUCCUUUGCUCUUGCUGUUACUUCUCGGUCUGUUUUACGCGUACAUCACUCGCAACAGUCGGUACUUUGAGGGUAAACCCAUCCCUUGUCUACCAUCCGAACCACUAUUCGGUAGCUCUCGCCACCUGCUGUUGAGAAAGGUUUCUUCGUACGACUUUAUGCGCUCCAUCUACAAUCGCUUCGAACGGGUGAAGGUGUUUGGAAUGUUCGACCUCAUCAAUCCCGUGUUUGUGGUGCGCGAUCCGGACCUUAUAAAGCAAAUCGCCGUCAAAGAUUUUGACCAUUUCGUUAACCAUCGGCCUAUCUUCGGAAGCAACUUGGAUCGCGACUCGAUUGCACUGUUUGGAAAGACGCUUUUUGCUCUGUCCGAUCAGCAGUGGCGUGAUAUGAGGGCAACGCUCAGUCCCGCUUUUACCGGUAGCAAGAUGCGUCAGAUGUUCCAGCAGGUGGUCGAAUGUAGCUCAGGAAUGGUUCAAUAUUACAAGAAGCAGACGGACACGAAUGGCCAGUGCUACGAACUCAAGGAAGUGUUCUCUCGCUACACUACAGACGUGAUAGCAUCGUGCGCAUUCGGACUAAAGGUGGAUUCAUUCCGAGAUUCUACCAACAGCUUCUACACCAACGGACAACGUAUGAUCGAUUUUGCACGCUUCAAAGUUUUGCUGAAAGUUCUCGCCUACCGUCUGUUUCCUUGGAUAAUGGAAAAGCUGGAAGUGGACCUGUUCGAUCGGGAGCUAAAUUUGUUCUUCGCCGAAAUUGUUCUCGAGACGGAGAAAACGCGAGAACUGCAAGGUAUUGUACGGCCGGACAUGAUUCACCUUUUAAUGCAAGCCAAAAAAGGAAUACUAAAAAGGCACAAAGAGCAAGAAGAAUCACUCGCCGAAGGAUUUGCCACGGCACAAGAAUCCGACGUGGGCGCUGUGGAUUCGCAGCAUUAUCAAACAAUGACCCAAAUGGAACUCGUAGCCCAAUGUCUCAUCUUCUUUCUGGCCGGGUUUGAUACUGUCGCGAAUUGUCUUACAUUUUUAGCAUACGAACUAACGCUCAACCGUGAUAUUCAGGACCGUCUUUAUGAAGAAAUAGUAGCAACGGAUAUUGAUCUCCAACAAAAGCCCUUAACUUACGAAGCACUUCAGCACAUGAAGUACAUGGACAUGGUGGUGUCGGAGUCACUGCGCAAAUGGAGUCCCGCUCCGUCAACCGAUCGGAUCUGCACCCGGGAUUACGUGGUACAGAAUGAGAACGGUGUGGAGUUCACUAUCGACAAGGGUACGGUAGUGUUUAUCCCGAUCGUUGGCCUUCAUUACGAUCCCCAGUACUAUCCGGAUCCGGAGAAAUUCGACCCGGAACGUUUCAGUGAGUCGAAUCGUGAUAAGAUCCAGCCGGGGACAUACUUGCCUUUCGGGAUCGGACCACGGAACUGUAUAGGGUCACGCUUUGCACUGAUGGAGGUAAAAGCCAUCAUAUACCAGCUGCUGAAGGAGUUUACGUUCGAACGUACUCCACGCACUGAAGUUCCGGUACAACUACAAAAAGGGUUCGUAGCAUUGGGCAGUGAGAAUGGUAUCUACGUAAACUUUAAACCUAGACAUUCUUGAGAGGUUCCUAUCAAUGUUGUACUGAACACAAUAACAAUAUUCUAUGUCUACAAAGAUGUCUACUCAGGAAUCAUAUGAUACACGAGGCCUAUUUUUACUACUUGCAUACAAAUGUAUCGUGGAGCAUUUUAUAAAUAAAG
Molecule: messenger RNA, 1803 nt
Organism: Anopheles funestus (African malaria mosquito)
Lineage: Eukaryota; Metazoa; Arthropoda; Insecta; Diptera; Culicidae
Product: probable cytochrome P450 9f2
Exons: 2
Coding region: 47-1663 (538 amino acids)
Molecular function (GO): heme binding; monooxygenase activity; iron ion binding
Source: RefSeq, a predicted model, not a curated record